AUGCAGCAGGCCGUACUGUCUGUGAUCAAUGGUGAUCAUGGGUAUAAAAAGGCAGCUGCAAUGUAUGGUGUGCCACAGACAACCCUCGAACGCAGAGUGGCUAAAUUUAAGAAAAAUCCUAAUAUUGAGGAUGCUUGCAAAAAGACGCUAGACGCAUUCAAAACUAUCUUUACAUGGGAAAAGGAGGCAGAACUUGUUCAGUAUGUUCGGCAGAUGGAAAAAAUGCUUUUUGGCCUAACCUUCUAUGAGCUGAGAAAACUUGCCUUUGAACUGGCUGAAAAAAAUAAAAAGGCUCAUAAAUUUAAUAAAGAGGAGGGGGUGGCCGGUUACGACUGGUAUCAGGGCAUUUCUACCGUCCCUAAGUUGCUGUCAAAAGUUAUUUCCACAAAAGGAAAAAGGCAAGUUGGGUCUCUUACAUCUGCAGAAAGGGGUCAACUUGUUACAGCAGUAGUUUGCUGUUCAGCAAGUGGCAGAUACAUGCCACCUAUGUUAAUCUUUCCCCGUCAGCGCAUGAAGGUAGAGUUGAUGGAUAGAGCACCUCCUGGUGCUUGGGCAGAAUGCCACCCAAGUGGAUGGAUCCAGACUGAUUUAUUUAUAAAUUGGUUAAAGAAAUUUAUAUUACACACAGAAGCCACAAAAGAUUCAACAGUUUUUUUAAUAUUAGAUGGACAUACGACACACACUAAAAGCAUAGAGCUUAUUGACACUGCCAGAGAGAAUGGUAUCAUUCUCUUUUGUUUGCCUCCACACUGCACUCACAAAAUGCAACCUCUUGACAUUUCGUUUAUGAAACCUCUGAGUAAAUUUUAUGACCAUAAUUUAAGGAAAUGGUUAAGAACAAAUCCUGGGCAUGCAGUAACGCAAUUUAAAAUUGCAUCACUGUUUGGUGCGUCAUAUCUUGAUGUUGCUACCAUGACUAAUGCAAUCAAUGGAUUUAAAAAAGCAGGUAUUUGGCCAGUGGAUAGGUCAGUAUUUACUGAUGCUGAUUUUAUAGCCGCGGAAGUAACAGACAUGAGCAUUAUUACUGAGGAUACUGAAAGUUUUGUUACCAAGGAUUCAGCCCUUACCACUGUCUCUGCUCCUGCCACUAAACCUUCAGAUAGCACAUCAACCACUGAACCUUCCACUUCAUGUACCGGUAGCACAUUCGCCACUGAACCUUCAACUUCAUGUAGGCCUAGCACAUCAACCACUGUACCUUCAAGCUUUGCAAUCUCGCCUCGUCAUUUGCUGCCCAUCCCAAAACAGGCCCAAAGAAAACCUUGGUUCAAAAGCUACUUAUCUAAUAGUAAACAAUACAUUUCAUUCGGCAAUGAAAAAAACUAA
Molecule: messenger RNA, 1326 nt
Organism: Hydra vulgaris (swiftwater hydra)
Lineage: Eukaryota; Metazoa; Cnidaria; Hydrozoa; Anthoathecata; Hydridae
Source: RefSeq, a predicted model, not a curated record